This is a messenger RNA of Marmota monax (woodchuck), 863 nucleotides long. RefSeq names its product mitochondrial ribosomal protein S10 (gene Mrps10). The record is from RefSeq and is a predicted model, not a curated record. The coding region runs from base 61 to 666 and encodes 201 amino acids. Gene Ontology annotation, cellular component: mitochondrial small ribosomal subunit; mitochondrion. The transcript is spliced from 7 exons. NCBI's taxonomy places the organism in Eukaryota, Metazoa, Chordata, Mammalia, Rodentia, Sciuridae.
CUAUGGUCUUAGGACGCACCUGUGACCCCGGAAGCUCUUCUGGAAGUUCGGGGAAGCAAGAUGGCGGCGCGAACAGCGCUUGGGGCUCUGUGCCGGCACCUCUGGCAGGGCUUGGGGAAUUUGUCUGUAAACAGUUCUAAGAGCAGUACAGCAAAUAAUGGUGCCUUUCUUCUCAGUACCAGCAUGAAGUGGGUACAGUUCUCAAAUCUUCACAUUGAUGUUCCAAAGGAUUUGACCAAACCUACUAUAACCAUUUCUGAUGAACCAGACACAUUAUAUAAACGUCUGUCAAUUUUAGUAAAAGGCCACGAUAAGGCCGUAUUGGACAGUUACGAAUAUUUUGCGGUGCUUGCUGCUAAAGAACUUGGUAUCUCUAUUAAAGUACACGAACCUCCAAGGAAAAUAGAGCGAUUUACUCUUCUCAAAUCAGUGCAUAUUUUCAAAAAGCACAGAGUUCAGUAUGAAAUGAGAACACUUUACAGAUGUUUAGAGUUAGAGCAUCUAACUGGAUGCACAGCAGAUGUCUACUUGGAAUAUAUUCAGCGAAACUUACCUGAAGGAGUUGCCAUGGAAAUAACAAAGACACGGUUAGAACAAUUACCAGAUCACAUCAAGGAGCCAAUCUGGAAACAAGUACCAGAGGAAAAAGAAGAAAGCAAGUCAUGAAGCUUCAGGGAGCCACUUUGGACUUGAAAGAAGAGUGGGCCAGAUGUGUGUGUUUGAGUGGAGAGUGCUUGCAGCUGAGGCAGUCUGGAGUCCUCCUCACUGCUCUGUUGAGUCCUCUUGCCCAGUUCAGUUGAAAACAGGGAAUGGAAACUUAAUGACAGGCUGAAAUGGAGUAAAAGACAUUUUGUUCUUUUUUA